AACGUCACGUCCGCACUUGAACUUGAGUUUUCUCCCAUUGUGGAAGCCAGAGAGCCGCACAGAGCCGCGCACAGAGCCGCGCACAGAGCCGCGCACAGCUGCACGCAGCCCGGGAAGCGGCACUCUGCAGCCAGCACAAAGAAAAAAUAGGGUGGCAGUCUGUCCUCCAACCAGCACUGGGCUUUGACUUAAGAGUUCAAGUGCAAGCCGCGUAGCUGGCGCAGUCAGUGGCGCAGCAGAAGUGCCCAACACUUGGUGGCACCCGCACAAGUACCGAGAAGGACGCUGGAUUCCUAUUUGAAACACUUUGAGACCUUCAUUGGCGUCAUUUCAGCCGUGUUCUGCGGACAGGGACGCACUUUGUCCAGGGUGGCCGAAGAGUGGACACGGGCAGUGACUGUCCAUCCGGAGGUGACCGCCGACUUCGCGCACCUCGCCGCGUCUUUGCUCCACCCCGCGCCAACACGCUGACAGACGGUGUGAGCGCAGCGGACGGCCGAGCCGGACUACCCGCUCCCUCGCUUCCAGCUUUGCCGCUGAACUCCGACCGACCGACCGACCGACCGACCGACGAGCCGGCCGCCCCGCGCCGCACCACGGCCGCUCACCGCAGAGCGCAGGAGCCGCGGCUCGCCGGGGGGACAUCCGUCGUGCACGGGUCAAUUCAAAGGGCCACAUCUGCGGCCAGUGGCGAGUGGUCCGUUCGGAGUGGUUUUGGGGGCCACUUUGCGGCCGGUACACGGGAGCAGGAGGAGGAGAGUCCACCCUUCCAGCGCCGCUCUCCGGGCAAUGCCAGUGUAAAUGCCAGGGCGAUGUCCCGACGCAAGCAGGGGAACCCGCAGCACCUGUCCCAGAGAGAAACAGCACCAGCGGGCGAGCUCCCAGAUGGCAGCCUACUCUCCGACUCGCUCUCCCUCCACCCGCUCCGCCUGCCCUCUCAUCCGCUGGGCCUACCUCCCCACCCGUUGGACCCCAGCCUGGCCCACGCCCUGCCGCCGGGCCUCCACGCUGACCACGACUUGCUGACCUGUGGCCAGUGCCAGUUGACCUACCCGCUAGGAGACAUCCUCCUGUUCAUUGAGCACAAAAAGAAGCAGUGCCAAACGCUGCAGCUGGCCAAUGGCUGCUACGACAAGAUGAGCGACCGGGGGGGAGGAGGAGGGAGUCCGACUCUGCAGAGCCGGCAUCAGCACGCGCAGCGGGGGGAGCCGAGGAAGGUGGUGGAGCCGGUGGAGAUUGGCAUCCAGGUGACACCGGAGGAAGAGGAUGGGGAGGUGGGAAGAGGUGGGAGGCGAGAGAGGACGCCCAUUAAAGGAAUUUUCCCAAAGCAGGAGAACACCACGACAGGUGGCAGGGAUGAGCCUUCUAGCUAUAUAUGUACCACAUGCAAGCAGCCCUUCCCUAGCGCUUGGUUCCUGUUGCAACAUGCCCAGAACACCCACGGCAUUCGCAUAUACCUGGAGUCCAACCCCUCCAGCACAGCCCUCACCCCACGCAUUGCUAUGCCCCCACCCAUGGUCAACAACUCCAUCCCGCAAUCCCCCCUCAGCAACUUUCUUGGGGACAACAACCCUUUCCACCUCCUGAGAAUGACGGGCCCCCUCCUCAGGGAGCCUCCCCCAGGCUUCAUGGAGAACCGCCUCCCCAACACGCCUCCAUUCAUCAGCCCGCCUCCCCGCCACCACCUAGAUCCCCAUCGGCUGGAACGCCUCAGCGCAGAGGAAAUGGGCUUAAUCUCACAGCACCCCAGUGCCUUUGAGAGGGUGAUGCGGCUUACUCCAAUGGCCAUGGAGUCCCAGUCCAUGGACUUCUCUAGACGCCUACGAGAGUUGGCAGGAAACAACAACAACACCACACCACCAUUGUCACCCAGCAGGGCCAACCCUAUGCACCGACUCCUGAACCCCAACCCCUUCCAGCCUGGGACAAAAUCUCCUUUUCUGAGCACACCUCCCUUACCACCAAUGCCACCAAACAGCAUCACCCCUCCCCAGACACAAAACAAAGUCAAGUCUUGUGAGUUCUGUGGGAAGACCUUCAAGUUCCAGAGCAAUUUGGUGGUGCAUCGGCGCAGCCAUACUGGAGAAAAACCAUACAAGUGCCAGCUGUGUGAUCACGCCUGUUCUCAGGCUAGCAAGCUGAAGCGCCACAUGAAAACCCACAUGCACAAGGCUGGAUCCCUGACAGGGCGCUCAGAUGAUGGUUUGUCCACCACAAGCUCACCAGAGCCAGGUACCAGUGAUGUCACAGGUGAGGCCAUGAAAAAUCGUGAUGGGGACUUUCAAGGUGAAGGCAACGAAGAGGAAGAAGAGGAGGAGGAAGAAGAGGAACUUGAGAAUGAGAGUCGACCAGAAUCAAACUUCAGCAUGGAGUCUGAAUUUUACCGGAACAGAGAGAAUGGCUCCAAAAUCCCAUCAGAGAAGUCACAACUUGUCCUUGAGAAGAUGGUUGCUGGUGGGGGCCUUAACUCUAUACAGCAGUACAAUAAUUUGAUAGUUGACAAUCGUAAAAGGAUGCCCUUCUCUAAGAGGGGCUCGGAUGGCCAACGGAACGCUGGGGAUGAGGACUCCGUUGUUGGGGAGAUGGACCACCACCAACAGGAAGAGAGGACAACCAUUAACGGCCGUAACUGUGGCUCCGGUGACUCUUUUUCAGGCCUGUUUCCCCGUAAGCCUGCCCCUAUCACCAGCCCCAGCCUCUCAAACUCCUCAAAUAAAAGGAUCAAGAUUGAGAAGGACUUGGACAUUACCCCAACACCCCACAUACCCUCUGAGAACGUCUACUCCCAGUGGUUGGUAGGCUACGCUGCCUCACGCCACUUCAUCAAAGACCCUUUCCUAGGCUUUACUGACUCCAGACAAUCGCCCUUUGCCACGUCAUCUGAGCACUCGUCCGAGAACGGCAGCUUGCGGUUCUCAACGCCUCCGGGCGACCUGCUUGAUGGAGGCCUGUCAGGCCGUAGCGGCACUGCCAGUGGGGGCAGCACCCCACAUCUGGGCGGAGGUCCAGGCCGGCCUAGUUCCAAGGAUAGCAGGAGGAGCGACACCUGUGAAUACUGUGGCAAGGUGUUCAAGAACUGUAGCAACCUGACGGUGCACCGGCGCAGUCACACAGGCGAGAGGCCCUACAAGUGUGAGCUGUGCAACUAUGCCUGCGCCCAGAGCUCCAAGCUCACACGCCACAUGAAGACACAUGGCCAGCAUGGCAAGGAGGUCUACCGCUGUGACAUUUGCCAAAUGCCCUUCAGCGUGUACAGCACUCUGGAAAAACAUAUGAAAAAGUGGCAUGGAGAACAUUUGAUGACCAAUGAGGUCAAAAUUGAACAAGCAGAGAGAAGCUAAACCAGAUUAACUGUUUCCAUAUGUUGACUAGAAAAAUAAACAGAAGGGGGUAGCUCUGAAAUGUUAAUUUUGGGUUCAUUUUCUGUUUUCAAGAAACUGCCAACUGAAAAAAAGUGAAAAUAGAAAUCUUAACACCAAUAGAAGCUGUCUAAACUGCCUCAUUUGGGGUUCCUUUUUAAACAAUCAGUCAGUUGAGUUAAAACAUAAGUGGAGCCUUUAACUGUGCAAUAAUUUCUGUAUUUAUUGGAUUUUGUAUUUUGGCAUGUGCAGGUACAAUAUUAUUUAGGACUUUUUUUUUACUUGUUUUACUUUGGUUGCGUUACUGUGUUGAAAUCACAUGAUACCUGAGAGGUUUUUACAAGACUAAAGUCAACUUUGACUACUUUUUUUGGGCCGCUGCUUGUAGGAAAUUGUAUAUUACGCUAAAUGUGUGAUUUCUUGAAGAGAACUUUAUUUCAAUCUUCAAUUUGAAAGUGGCAUUAACUGAGAAUGCUAGAAUUUUGUGUGAUGAUGAUACGCGGACAACAAUCCUUAGGCAUUGUAGCAUGAACUGAGUCUAAAACAUGUCAAUAUAAUUGGAUAUGUAGCACUGAGCGUCAUAUUUGACAUUAAAUCUAAAAUCAAAGAUGAUCCCAAGGUCUCCUCCUGAAAACGUCAUUACCAGCCAGAAGAAACAGAUUCUAGAUAAGGCAGCUGCUGACUGGUACAACAACCCUCCCUCAUUUCUCCUGUUUUCCACCCUCCAUCUAUUUCACCUACGUUCAUAGAUCCAUGCAUUAUAUUUAGCAUGAAGCCAUAUGAUCUGGACUACUAUUUAUUUGCAGUAAACUGAGCAUUAAGCUGUUCAAGACAAGUAUACGUAGAGCUAGAAAGAAACAUGAGACAAGACAGCAAACACAGGGACUUCUCAGGGUGAGCUUUAUAUUUUUGAUGAUUGAAAUGUUGUUCAAUUUAAAUCAGAAGUCACAUCCUCUCAGAUUUAGACAAAAAUCAACAUCCCUAUGCAUUUGAUGUGCAAAAUAAGUGGUACUGCAAGUUUUCACUGGUACUGUUAGUAUAGUGAUUUUGUUAUUGUACAAUCUGAUCUCCAGAAAUAGAAGUUUCUCAGUUGGUUCUGCGACAGUUUUGUGUAGAAGAGGAACUAUAUACAUAUACAUGUGAGUGUGUGCUGAAGUAGUAAUAGUAAAACAAGCAGCAUCAGCUCGCUCCAUGCCCCUUUAGUCUUAAAUAUCAUUAUCCCAAUUUCGUUUAUGCCCCAUCCUUCAUAAUGGCACUUUUUCCCUUUCAAAUCAGAUUGAAAUCAAAGCUCUUAUCAACACACACACACACACACACACACACAGCUGGACAGAAAAGUCACAUAGGGUCUAGAGCUUGGGAUCUCCUGACGCUCGUGCCCAGGGUUGAUAGGCUAUGCUUUCCCAAUGUUGGCACUAUAAAAUCGAAAAAAUAAAAUAACUUUUUUUUUGGACAACCAUCCAAUUUGAAAUGAGUGUGCCUUGAAUAAUGAUCUUCCUAUUUAUUAUCUAAGACAAAUGCAACACUUUUUAAGAAGCAUCAAAUUGAACAAGUAAAAAAUAUAUAAAUGAGUUAAAUUAGACAUAUUCAGAUCAACACCUAUGAAACAAUGCUGAGUUUGUAUUUAGGAAUACCCAGCACAAUAUCAGUGUGUGUAUAUAUGUAUGCAUAUGUACAUAUAAAGGCACAAACCUAUAUAUAGAUAUAUAUCAAAUUCCUCACUCAUAAGGACAAGAGUCUGUCCCACAGCAGAAAAUUCCAGGAGUGGACAAAAGCCACAAAAAAAGUCAAGAAACAGACUUGACAAAAAAUCAGGAAAUGCAGAACCUAAAAAAUGAAUUUAGUGCACUCUGUCUUAAAAUAAGUUUACAGUAUUGAAACAAGUACAAGGGUAAAAUAAUAUUUGUGUGUAUGUGUGUUUUAAACAAACAAGUAUUUUUUUUCCAGGUUUGCUUAUGAAGUUUUCUCUGAAUGCCGUAUUGGCUAUGUGUAAAUUCUUUUCUUUUUCUUUUUUUUUGGUGAAGGGUUUUAGUAUAUAUAUAUAAAUAUAUAUGAAUAUAUAUUACAUUUUUCUUGUUUACUGUAAAAGUAUACCAGUAUUUGUAAUAUUGGAGAAUGCCUGGGCAUUUUACAAAAAUAGAAAAAAGGUUGUUUUUUUAUUUUUUGUUUUGCAGUCCAAUUAAAUUGUGGGUCUCUUAAACUGUUUUUGUCAAUGUAACUGUAAAAAUCUUAAGUUUUAGUAACUUUUAUUCUGCCUUGGGUGUAAUGAAAUAAAAAAUAAAAAAAUUAAAAAAUGACAACCUUGGAUUUGGUGGUGGGAUAGCUCUUGGGGUCGAGGGAAUGGGGGACGGAUGGUUUUAAUCCUUGAAACAACAGAACAGUUGUUCUGCUUUUCAAACUGAGGAUCCUAACUUGUAUCUAUUUUUCUUCUUCUGGAACGGAUUAUUCUUUAAUGGAUGGUUUGAAAUACUUGUGUAGGCACUUGCUGUCUUUCCUAAGGAGCUUGUCUUUUUUAUCUUGUGGGCUAUGUGCAUCCUUUUGUGCAUCCUUUUGUGAUUUGGGUACUCUGGGUACCU
Pungitius pungitius (ninespine stickleback) is the source of this 5935-nucleotide messenger RNA. RefSeq names its product BCL11 transcription factor B a (gene bcl11ba). Gene Ontology annotation, biological process: positive regulation of transcription by RNA polymerase II. The transcript is spliced from 3 exons. Gene Ontology annotation, molecular function: DNA-binding transcription factor activity; RNA polymerase II cis-regulatory region sequence-specific DNA binding. Gene Ontology annotation, cellular component: nucleus. Lineage: Eukaryota; Metazoa; Chordata; Actinopteri; Perciformes; Gasterosteidae. The coding region runs from base 813 to 3341 and encodes 842 amino acids. The record is from RefSeq and is a predicted model, not a curated record.